Molecule: messenger RNA, 424 nt
Organism: Pocillopora meandrina
Lineage: Eukaryota; Metazoa; Cnidaria; Anthozoa; Scleractinia; Pocilloporidae
Source: the annotation of a GenBank genome assembly
AAGUCACUCAAAGCCACUUGGAUUAAAAAAUAUCUAGAUCCAGAAAACAGUAGCAAAUGGAAAAUUAUCUUUAAUUUAGAGCUAGGAAAGUAUGGAGGCAAUGGUUUUUUUAAAGGAUAUCUUAACUGAAGAUCCACAUAUUAAAAUAAUUGUAGAAAUAUGGUCAGAUACUUUUUUUGAAGGAAGAAUAGUGUCCAAGGACCAUUUUUUGUCUCUACCUCUUUGGCAAAAUUCAUUAAUAAGAAUAAACAAUGCAACAGUAUUAUAUAAAGAAUGGCUUUCCAGGAGUAUAGCAAAAAUAAAACAUUCAACAGAUAAUUCUAAUAACUUUAUUUCCCUUGUCAGCUUUCAAAAUAAAUAUGAAAUCCAAAUAAAACUGCUAAUGUUUUUUGGAAUAAUCUUCGCAAUAAAACUUUUGCAAUAA